CAACGACGUGCGCUUGAUUUCUGCAGUGGAAAAAUUCUUUCACUUCCACUUACAGUAGAGCCAGCGCUCCUUGCGGAUUUCCUUCCUCUAGAAGCUAGGAGUGAUUUCAUAUCAAAAUGGUACGCAUGAACGUUUUGGCUGAUGCGUUGAAGAGCAUCAACAAUGCUGAAAAGCGCGGCAAACGUCAAGUUUUGAUCCGACCGUGUUCCAAAGUUAUUGUCAAAUUCUUGACCGUCAUGAUGAAACAUGGUUACAUUGGAGAAUUUGAAAUUGUCGAUGAUCACAGAGCCGGCAAGAUCGUCGUCAAUUUGACAGGACGAUUGAACAAGUGUGGAGUCAUCUCUCCCCGCUUUGAUGUACCCAUCAGGGACAUUGAAAAAUGGUCAAAUGAUUUGCUACCUUCUCGCCAGUUUGGCUAUGUGGUUAUGACAACAUCAGCUGGAAUCAUGGAUCAUGAAGAAGCAAAAAGAAAACAUGUGGGUGGCAAGAUCCUAGGAUUUUUCUUCUGAAACUGUUGACAUCCUUCUAAUAAAUGAUGGUCAAUACACGUUUGGAAGAUA
Daphnia carinata is the source of this 560-nucleotide messenger RNA. RefSeq names its product small ribosomal subunit protein uS8A. The transcript has 4 exons. The record is from RefSeq and is a predicted model, not a curated record. The coding region runs from base 117 to 509 and encodes 130 amino acids. Gene Ontology annotation, molecular function: structural constituent of ribosome. Gene Ontology annotation, biological process: translation. Gene Ontology annotation, cellular component: ribosome; cytosolic small ribosomal subunit. Lineage: Eukaryota; Metazoa; Arthropoda; Branchiopoda; Diplostraca; Daphniidae.